AUGUCGUCAUCCAGUUACAUUGUCCGUCUCUCCGACUCCGCCACUGACAGCGACUUGACAGAAACAAUCAAGCAAUUCGAGAGUAAGGGUGGCAAAGUGUCCCAGCAAUACUCUCUGUUCAGGGGAUUCGCGGGCUCGUUGCCUGAGGAGCACGUCUCUGCUCUUGAGGCUAUGCCCCACGUCUCUGCCGUUGAAAAGGAUCAAAAGGUUUCCAUCAAUUGA
Wickerhamiella sorbophila is the source of this 222-nucleotide messenger RNA. RefSeq lists its product as hypothetical. Gene Ontology annotation, molecular function: endopeptidase inhibitor activity. Gene Ontology annotation, biological process: vacuole fusion, non-autophagic. The transcript is spliced from 2 exons. The record is from RefSeq and is a predicted model, not a curated record. The coding region runs from base 1 to 222 and encodes 73 amino acids. Lineage: Eukaryota; Fungi; Ascomycota; Dipodascomycetes; Dipodascales; Trichomonascaceae.